CCUCUUGCAUACAAUUGUCUUUUUUGUUUUGCUCUGCUACAAACUAACUGCAUAUAAACAACACUGCACUGGGUUUUGUGGUUUGGAGAGAGAGAGAGAGAGAGAGAAUAGAAUAGAAAACCAGGCCCAAAAUUAGUGAUACUCACUAGAAUUGCAAGUUGGGUUCAAUCCCAGCUGUACGCGCAACUAGUAGCUGUUGUUGUUGUUGUUGUUGUUGGUGAUGGGACCAACUGACCCAUCAUCAUCAUCCUCUGCAGUCUGCACCUCCUUGUUUGGCUUUCAGGAUAACCCAUCACGUCAUUCAUAAUUUCAUUGCCUGCCCUUUGUAAUUUUCCACUCUCUUUUGGGCCUUUUUUUCUCCCAACAGACCUGACUUUGUUGUGUUUAUCUAUAUUCUGGAUUCUCCCCUUUUGUUCUUAUUAGGCUUCUCUUUCUGUUUUCUUUCUUUUUCCUAUGCCAAUCUCAACUGUUGUUGUAAAAUAGGCUACAGCGAAUACCAGCUUCUCAAAAUUUCACUUGUGGUAACAUACUGCUCCUUGAAGCAAGGUCAGCAAUUCAGAAGAGUCCAAUUCUUGAGUUCUGUAGCAAAUCACCAUUGAGAUCUUCACAUAGCUCACUGAGUUUUGUGAUUUUUAUUGGGGGUGGUCUCUGGCUUUUUCUGGGUCUCUUUGAUUUUGCUCUUGCUUAACUCUAUGGUCUGACACAUCUGCUUCCCCAAAUUUAGCCUACCGUCAACAAAGUUGUUACUGGGGGCACCCACUAUUCAAUUCAAUUAAUCUAGAUCCAAGCCCCAAGAACUGUUCUUGAAGAUUGAUACUCUUUAGAAGGGUGUAACAUAAAUUGGUGAGUAGUUUUCUCUAUUCCUUCCUGUGGGCAAUACUUUGGGUAGUGGAGUCAAACACGACUACAAAGAUGAGUGUGGACGAAGCGGUUGCUAGCUCCUUGUGGACUUGGGAGCAGGAUAAGGCAUUUGAGAAUGCCCUGGCAACUUAUCCCGAGGAUGCUCCAGAUCGUUGGGACAAAAUUGCAGCUGAUGUAGAAGGGAAAAACCUAGAGGAGAUAAAGCAUCAUUAUGAACUCUUACUUGAUGAUAUAAGUCAGAUCGAAGCUGGUUGUAUUCCACUGCCUUGCUACAAUUCUUCUUCCGAGGGUUCAACAAGUCAUGCCAGUGAUGAAGGAACCAGUAAGAAGGGACACUACAGCAGCGAAUCUAAUCAUGGAAGUAAGGCUUCAAGGGCAGAUCAGGAACGCCGUAAGGGGAUUGCUUGGACAGAGGAUGAACACAGGCAAUUUCUUCUAGGAUUGGAAAAAUAUGGGAAAGGUGAUUGGCGAAGUAUAUCACGGAACUUUGUGGUAACAAGAACACCCACCCAAGUGGCAAGCCAUGCACAAAAGUAUUUCAUACGUUUGAAUUCAAUGAACAAGGACAGAAGGCGAUCAAGCAUCCAUGACAUCACCAGUGUCAACAAUGGAGAAAUUGCGGCAAUCCAAGGGCCGAUCACUGGUCAAGGAAAUGGUUCUGCAGUAGGCCCAUCUGGCUCUGCGAAAUCAACCAAACAAUCUGCUGCUGGACCCCCGGGGGUUGGCAUGUAUGGUGCACCAAGUAUCGGGCAACCAAUUGGAGGACCUCUUGUCUCAGCUGUUGGCACACCAGUGAAUCUUGCUGGCCCUUCCCCACACAUGGCAUAUGGUGUGAGAGCCCCUAUGCCUCCUGGAGCACUUGUUCCUGGGGCACCAAUGAACAUGCCCCCCAUGACAUAUCCUAUGCCUCACACGGCUCAUAGGUAAUAUGCACCCUUCCAUUUGCGUAUUUUAGCUUCAAAAUGUACAAAGAACAGAGACAGACCAAGUAGCUUGAGCUCUUGCCUCUUGUUGGGUUGGUUAUUAGGAUCAUUUUGCUCCUAGCCGAAGUGCUUUACUUAUUAGCAAAGCACGAGUUGUUUAAUGAUAUUUGUCUAUUCUAUUCUUGUACCAAAUAAGCCAUGGGGGGGGGGGGGGGGGAUCCGACCCCCAAAGAAAGAGCCAAAUGAGGAAGGACUGCAAUGACAUGAAUCUGUAUAGACAAUUGCAAAAGAGAUGGUGGUAUUUAUUGGUAGAUUAGAAGUUGGGUA
This is a messenger RNA of Rosa rugosa (rugosa rose), 2111 nucleotides long. Its product is annotated as transcription factor SRM1. The coding region runs from base 913 to 1788 and encodes 291 amino acids. Lineage: Eukaryota; Viridiplantae; Streptophyta; Magnoliopsida; Rosales; Rosaceae. The transcript is spliced from 3 exons. Gene Ontology annotation, molecular function: DNA binding. The record is from RefSeq and is a predicted model, not a curated record.